AGGGAUGCAGCCUCAGUGGAGGAGGAGGAAGAGGAGGAGGAGGGAGGUGAAACCAGUGACUUGUACUUGGCUUCUUGUGACAUGGAGUGAGGAGGGCAGGGCAGGACCCAAGUGGGAGGCAGAUCCUAGGCCUGGUGGAAAGGAGGAGGAGGAGGAAGGAUGUAAGGUAGCAGACAGUGGGAGGGUAAAGAAUGGCAUAUGAAUCUGAGAAAGGAUCAUACAAGUUUUAGUGCCAGAAUUGGUGAUGGGGCGUUGUGGAUGGGUAAACAGAGGCACAUUGUUGGACCCUGGUCAGUGGCCAUUUCCCAUGUUCUAUGGUUGUGACAUGCUACCUUCCUGGGUGGGUGAAGAGGCUGGACCCCAGGCAGACGAGCAUGCUGAGUGCCACCUGCUCCAUGCUUCCACUCGUCCUGUGUUGCCUGCCUGCAUCUCAGCUUCCCGGAAGGCCCCAGGAGGGACGCGGCCUUCAGGGCUUUCAGCUGGGGGCAGGAAGUGCUCCAUCGGACACCAUUCAGAACAGACUAGACAAAUAACUCCACAGCAUGUCUCAUUAGGCCAGGAACGCUCCAGCUAAUCGAGGUGUGCCUUUGUCGUGCGCUGCUCAUGCCAGGGGAGUUAAAAAAGGAAAUACGCCCGAUCCCAAGGGUGUGGGCAGGGCAGAGAUAAUAAACCCAAAUACAAAGUCAGGCCACCCAGGAAUGAGGUGGUAUGCUCUAUCGGGGCUGGAUUCCCCCAGCUCCAGAUCAUCUGGCCAAAUCUGCACCCUCCUCCCGGGCCUCCCUUUUGCUGGGGGUGGUUUGGGCAGAGGUGAGUGGGCAUGCUUUCUGGUAAAAGGAUCCGAUUUUAAUGUAAGAGGCUUGCUUGUGUGUUUUCCCAGCUAGUUCACUUCUAUGACUUUAUUUAUUUAUUUUUUUUGAGACAGAAUUUUGCUCUUGGCACCCAAGCUGGAGUGCAGUGGUGCAAUCUCGGUUCACUGUAACCUCCACCUCAUGGGUUCAGGCAAUUCUUCUGCCUCAGCCUCCCGAGUAGCUGGGAUUACAGGUGUCCGCCACCACACCCAGCUUAUUUUUUUGUGUUUUCAGUAGAGACGGGGUUUUGCCACGUUGGCCAGGCUGGUCUCGAACUCCUGACCUCAGGUCAUCCACCCGCCUCGGCCUCCCAAAGUGCUGGGAUUACAGGCAUGAGCCACUGCGCCUGGCCAUGGCUCUUUUCCAUGGUCCAAAUUCACUCAGUUUCUGGCUCUUCCUGCCAGUGUGCUCCAUAAGACCAGCUCCCAGGGAGCCCUACACUUAGCGUUUGGUCUGUAAAUUCCAUGGGACUUGCUUCAUAGCUGUAGAAACUCAGGUUCAAGGGCGUAAAGGAUGUGUCCACAGCUAGUGUGUCGCUGGUGGGGUGGCGGUGUUGGUGGUGAUGAUGGGGAUGGCGAUGAUGAUACUGGUGAUGACGAUGGAUAGCAGCUGCUGUGUACUUUCUUAUGAGCUGUGUUAAAUUCUUUAAUGGCAAAGAUCAUGCUAGUAGUAAUAAUAAUAAUAAUAAUAAUAAUAAUAAUAAUAACGGAUAGCAUUUACUGCUUGUCUGCUCUGUGCCAUGGAAGGUUCUCAGCACUUCUGGUACACUCAACCUGAGAAUGACUCUGUGAAGUGGAUGCUGGCGUGCCCAUUUCACAGUGCAAACAAUGAAGGCAGUGUCACGUCAGAGUCUGCAUUCUUACUGCUAAGCCACGCCGCCACAUGGCAGUCAAGACAGCGUGCUGUGUGUGGAGUGACCAGCCUCUGUGGGUGGGCGAGUGACUGGCUGAAAGGUUGACGUCAGAGCAUGCUCUAUUUUAGGUUCUUCAACUCGAAGGAACCCCUCCAUCACUCCCACCUCCUGCCACCCUAGUUCCUCAUUCCUUUCUCCAAUAUUGUUUUCUUUUCUUUUUUUUUUUUUUUUUUGCUGAUUUAGAAAUAGACUUGACUUCCUGGUGCUGAGACUGUUUAGAUCAAUUAACACUAAUGACCAUUGCUAGUUAGCUAUGGACUUUAGUUCUUCAAGGCUCUGACCUUAAAUUUUUUUUCUGAAGGUCAUCAAUUAACUAUUUACUUCAUUAUGGAUUAGUAAUCAUUAGUUAAAUAUUGCCAUUUGUUCUGUAGGUCACCGGUGUGGUUCAUGCAGUGAAAAAAUCAAGUGUUUCAGUGAAAAGUUGCAGAGAGAAAGAAGAAAGAGAAUGAGGGAAGACAGAGGAGUGUGUGUGUGUGUGUGUGUGUGUGUGUGUGUGUGUGUGUGUGCAUGCUUAUGUGCCCACAGGGGAAGGAGGUUGGUAGUAGUGGUGUUUAGAUUAGCCUUAAAAUAAGAAGCUUUAAAUUAAGGGCAAAGGUCUGGUACCAGAUGCUCCAGAGCCAUCUGUUAUUUACCUGAACAGAUUUUGAUACCUCUCUUCUGUCCUCUAAUAGCAUCUCUGUUCUGACUUUAGUCCUGGUACUUACCUGGAUAUAUGGUAAUUUGGCCAUUUCCAUGUCCUUCCAGAUGGAGCACCUGCCAGGCUGAGUCUGUGUCUUUUGUAUCCCCCUUACCUGACAUAGUGCUGGCACACAAUAUGUGCUCAUUAAAUGCUUACUGAAAUGACCUAGCACAUAAAAGCUUUGUAAGACAGGAGCUUUAUUUUACGCUGCCUGCUUUGUACUCUAGACACCCCAGGUAUUCCUAUUCUGAUUUCUGUUGCUGCUAUAGACCUGGGUCAGCCUUAAAAUGAAUAUAAAUAUACAUUAAUUUGAGCUAAUGGGAUGUAUGGAAACCACUGCCUAUCUAAUUAAUUUAUUUGUGCCAUGAAAUAAAUGUUUUAAGGUGCUCCUGAGUGCAGAGCAUUCUAUUAGCAGGUGGAAUACAAAGUUUUAAAAGAGGCUAGGGAUGUGGGCUGUGUCACCAGACCUUCUGAGUUCAAUUCUAGAUCAGACACUGUUCUGGUUAUAGUGGGUCAGAGCACAGAUUCUGGAUCUGGGUUUGAAUCCACAUUCGACCACAUACAAGCCUUGUGCCCUUAUGCAAAUGAUUUAAUCUCUGUAUGCCUCAGUUUUCCCUCCUUUAAAAUGGGACAGGCCGGGCACGGUGGCUCAUGCCUGUAAUCCUAGCACUUUGAGAGGCCAAGGUGAACGGAUCACCUGAGGUCAGGAGUUCAAGACAGCCUGGUCAACAUGGGGAAACCCUGUCUGUACUAAAAAUACAAAAAUUUACCAAGCGUGGUGGUACACACCUGUAAUCCCAGCUACUCAGGAGGUUGAGGCAAGAGAAUCGCUGGAACCCAGGAGGCAGAGGUUGCAGUGAGCCGAGAUUGCGCUACUGUACUCCAGCCUGGGCAACAGAGCGAGACGGUCUCAAACAACAACAACAGCAACAACAACAACACAGACAGUCAUGGGGAUGUUGUGGGGUUAGGGUUGUUGUGGGAAUAAAAUGAGUUUGUCUGUAAAGCACUUGGUACCAUGUUGAUACCUGUCACUGGUAUUUGUUGUUAAUGAAGAUUUAGUGACUUCAUGUGUAAAACCCAACUGUGUCAGUACUUGUCUUCAUAGAAUUGUGGUGAGGACUGUAUCAGUUUCCGAAGGCUGCCAUAACAAACUGGAUGGCUCAAAACAACAGAAAUGAGACAAUAAUGUCUCUCGAUUCCAGAGACCAGUUUUGUGUUGGCAGGGCCAUGCUCUCUGAAACUGUGUCCUUCCUGGCCUCUGCCUAGCUUCUCUUUGGCCCUCUGGCUGGUAGAUGCGUCCCUCUAAGCCCCUGUCAUCACUGGAGCUCUUUCUGUGUGUCUCAUCACAUGGCCAUCAUCUUAUAAAGACACCAGUCAGACUGGGUUAAGGGCCCACCCUUCUCCACUAUGACCUCAUCUUAACUGAAUUAUAUCUGCAAUGAACUUGUUUCCAAAUAAGGUCACAUUCUGAGUGGAGUUAGGACUUCAACACAUCUUUCUGGGGGAUACACAAUUCAACUCAUAACUAGGGUGAAAUGCGAGACUCCACAUGAAGUAUUGAACCCAGAACCUCUAACAAAACAGUGCCUUCAGCAUCAGCGGUGUCUGUUUUUGCUUCCCCGUCCUCCUGAUGACGGCCCUUUGUGGGGUGGCUUUGGGCAGUUCUCUGAACAUCUUUGAAUUUCUGUUUCCCAUCUUUUCACUGUGAUGUGGCUCGUCUUCCAGCAACACUGAAUUAUGUAGUUUUCCUGGUCUGCAUUGCCUCAUCUCUGAAAUGGGGAGAAAGGAGAACCACCUCCCAGAAGGGACCCCCUUCCCAGGAUGACAUGAGGGUACACACGUAUGUGCCGGUGGUCUGGACAUGCGAGUGCUUCCCACGGUUGCUACCCCUCCUUUUCUGCCUGGUGUUUUCUCAUCCAGUGAGGACAAAUGGCUUUUGUAGUUCCCCUGCAAACCACUGCACAGACCCGAGGAGGCUCCUCUUUUCCUUCCCAUGGAGGUGGGAAGCUCAGAGGCGCAUCCAGAUGUGAGGAGGCUUCGAUUUUUCAGACCCCUGGGUUGCUUUGCAGUCAGAAUGGAGAAUACUUUUUUUUUUUUCCACUUGGGAGGGAGCUGAACACAUUUGCUACAGAGAAGUCUAGAUAUCUAUGGAAACAGUCCUAAUUUUAGCCUUGCCACACUUAAUGCCAACUCUGAGAGUGUUGUUUUGGGUCAGGGCCUGGGGAGUAGGGAAGGUGAGUAGGCCUGCAGGGGUCAGAUCAAGCAGGGAGUAGCCAACCGACAGACAAGAGGAGGAUGCAGUAGAAAUCUUAAGUGGAUCCAAAGGAGCUGGCUCCAAGGGUAAGAGAGGGCCAGAAUGAUGAGCAUUGAUCAGAAAGUUGGAUUUCAAAUGAAAGGGUCUCCCUUCUUUCCCCCUUUUGCUCUCCCUGUCUACAUUCUGCUCAUUUUUGGAACCUCGUUCAUGGCCCUUCUUUCCACAUCCCCACGUUCGGAAUCAGCCAGUCCUGCCCUGAGUGCCUGGCAUCUUGGAAUUCUGUUGAAGUACUAGUGGCUGCCCAUUUAGUUUUGCCGUGAAUCCGUGUACCUUGCAACCCCCUUUCCAUUUAGUUUUGAGCCCCUCAAGGUCAGCCAUGGUCAUUGUCAAGUCUGUGUGCUGUGCCUGCCAUGGGGUAGACAUACAGUAAAUGCAUGAUGAGUUGGGAUUUGACAUGAUAGGUGAUUUCUGGUUGACCAGAGCAGGGCGUGGGCAAUCACUAGAAAGGGACAUCAAAUGAAGGAGUUUUUAAUAAGAGGCACAGAAACGUUUUUGAUGGGAGGAAUCUGCCUGGUUAGGGGAGUGGAAAUUGCCUGUAAUUCAAUUAAGGACAUGUUAGGGAGGGCCAUGGGCAAGAGGAGGUCAUGGUGUGGCAGAUGCUGGCUGGGAUGGUGAGGGAAGUGAGGGACAGUAAUCGUUUUAGGCCACGUGGGGAGCAUCACCUAACCUCAUUUCAGCCCUGUCCUCCCCACCAGGUGAACUCCUAGCAGGAAUCCUUGUAGAUCAGAUACAGGAAGACCCUUAGACAUCAUCUCGUCUCGAAGUGUGGUAUUCAAGACAGGCAUUUUUACACUAAAACUUGGCUCUUUAUUUUAGUACAUGUAUAAAAACCACAUAGAACUAGCAUUCCAAACCUGGCGUUUCUCAGGUGUUUCUGCUUCCGACGAGGCCGGCUGUGGUAGUUGCCUCUCAGUCCCAUGGAUUACAGGGUGCUGUUCCCACACACCCAUGCACAUGUGAGACCUGUAAUGAGCAAAGGGCCUGUUGUCACCAUUUGGAACGAAGUCUUAUGCAGAUGGACGAGGUUGCUGGUAUGAAUUCUUGCACUGAAUUUUCAUAUGCUUUGUAUUCUUUUCAGCAGGAUGAAAUGUACCGUGGUUGUGGGAAAAUGGAGCGGGUAGUGUGCUGCAAGAGAUUACAGGGUAGGCUGCUUGGAUCCGGUUUGGCCCUCUCCUCUUGAAUGAGGAGGGAAUUGGGCAAGCCGCAGGUAGACCAGGUGGCCCCGAUAGAUAGUGACCGAACUGGUACUUGAGCUGCAUCUCCUCUUCUUGUCUAGCCAUCUUGGUGUUCUAGGUAGGACAUGAGCUAGGUCCUACCAAAGACUUGGGCACUUUAUUUAAGUUCUCUCAUGUAAUCCUACUAACAACGUUGUGAAGCAUGCCCUAUUUUUACUUACUAAACAAAAAAGGAGCGAUCGGGACUAGAGGACUUGAAAUAACUUUCUGAGGCCCAGCCUGCUGGUGCGAAGUAGAUCCAGUGAUUCAACGUGGCUCCAUCCCAUGACAUUUAGCUGUCAGGGAGCUGCAAACCUAUGAAACAGAGCUUUCAGAUUUUGGAAAUAGAAACGCAGGCAGCAUAGUGCCACUUGCUGCCUCCUGGGAAAGCCCCUUGUCGUGAAUAAUAGAACCAGCGCUGGAAGGCACGUUGCUCAGGCCGGCAGGUGAGUCCGAGGGCUGGGGAGGGGUUUUCUGGGCAGUGGGGCACCUCCCUCUUAGGGGGUUUCAUUUGUCCAGGGCCAGUGAAAGGCUGUUUGGUCCCUCCGCUGAGUGAACAGCCCCAGCCCACAGGAUGAGUCAGAGCAGAGUCCAGAAUAGAAGGCAGAGGGCAUGUGUGCAAAGGCCAUGUUUAUCCCAGGCAUUUGGAUCUUAAGAUUCCUGUUCAUGAUGAUUAAGGUUUUAUACAUAACACUGUUUACAGACUGCUUUAUGAUCAUUUAUGAGUGUCACCUGGCAACAGCUGAGUUAGCCACAUCCAUCCACCAUGGGGUAAUUAACUCUGGGCCCACCCAGAGCCCAGUUCAUUGCUUGUGCAUUAUUGAGCCUCCUCCCCACACCCUCAUUCAUUCAUCUAUCCAUCCAUCCAUUCAUUCAUUAGAGCCCUUUUUGUCAGAUGCCACCUUUGUGGGUAGCUUUGUGGUUGGCAUUUCUUUUUCAUUGCUGCGAAUAUGUAAUAUGCUGGACAUGUUGGUGUUCCUGUUAGCGUAAGCAAUAAUCAGCCCCUUUAGUGAGACUGUAAGCUCCAUGAGGGCAAGGCCUUUGUUCAUUUCUAUGUCUCUGGUGCCUAGAAGAAUGCCUACCCAUAGUAGGUGCUCUGUGAACAUUUAUUGAAAAAAAAAGUGAAUGGACUGAGUGUCUGCUAUGUUUGGGCCUGUGGGAGGUGCUUUCUAUAAAAAUCUUUCUAAUCCUCGCAGCAAUCCACCGUGCACCAUAAGGGUGUCUAUCCUCCAUUCUAGGGCUCCAUCUGGUGUGUGUUUACCAUUAUCAUAAGCAUUAUUGUGAGUGCUUCCAGAGCAGAUAAUCCUUAUUAUGACUGAAUAAUGUAGCUACAUUAUCCCCAUUUUACAAAUGAGGAAAUGAGGCACAGAGAGGUGAGGUAACUCACCCAAGGUCACACAGACCCUCAAGCUUCAAGCUACUCCUUCACCUCCAUAUCAGCACUGUCUUAUAGAACCUUCUGCAGGAUGGAACUGCUCUCCAUCUGCACCAUCCGAUGUUGUCACCACUAGACAUGGGUAGUUACUGAGUACUUGAAAGGUGGCUAGUGCAACUGAGGAACUGAAUUUUUAAUUUUGUUCAAUUUUAAUUAAAUUUAAAUAGCCACAUGUGGGUUGUGACUCCCAUACUGGGCAAAACAGCCCCCUAUAUGCUGUCUCUAAAGAACAACAGGCUGGGUACAGUGGCUCAUACCUAUAAUCCCAGUGCUUUAGGAGUCUGAGGCAGAUUGCUUUAUGAUCAUUUAUGAGUGUCACCUGGCAACAGCUGAGUUGGCCACAUCCAUCCACCAUGGGGUAGUUAACUCUGGGCCUACCCAGAGCUGAGGCCGGAGGCUGAGGCAGGAGGAUUGCUUGAGCCCAGGAGUUGGAGACCAGCCUGGGCAACAUGGUGAAACCCUAUCUCUACUAAAAUUACAAAAAUUAGCUGGGCAUGGUGGUGUGCAUCUGUAGUCCCAGCUACUUGGGAGGCUGAGAUGGGAGGAUUGCUUGAGCCUGGGAGGCAGAGGUUGCAGUGAACUCAGAUCAUGCCACUGGACUCCAGCCUGGAUGACAGAGUGAGACCCUGUCAAAAAAAAAAAAAAAAGAAAAAAAAGAAUAACAGCUAACAUUGAAUGCUUACUAUAUACUGAGUAUUUUUUAAAUGUUUUACAUGUAGUAAAUGAUUCAAGUUAAUCCUGAGAACCACAAAUGAAUUAACCAGAGUCAGAAGUUAAAUACCUCCUUUACUCUCAAGAUUUUAUGGCAAGAUACUAGUGCAGCUGGAUUCUCCCCAAGGAUGCAUUCUGCCUGGCCCAGAGUUUUCAACUAUCACCCUAUUUUUCUCCUUAUUUUCCCUGCGUACAGCAAGGGAUAUCACCAUGGAAAAGAUCUCAUUGUUCAUAAUAUUUGUCAGCCCCAAACACAAUGCUACCUGCCACCCUCCUUGGUAAAGGGGUCAACCUAUAUGCAGGCUUGCGAACUCACUGUUCCCACCAAAUGACUCAUUUAGGUUGAAAACAUUUAUUUGCACAAAGUGGAGUUGUGUCAGUGUCACUUUGAAAAGAAAAAGACGCCAAUAUUCCCUACCAGGAUGUUCUGUCAUGAAAACAAACAGAUGAAACAAAAUCUACUUCGAGGUCAGAGUGAGAAGAAGAGAAGGUCCGGCUGAAAUUAUCUGCAGUCUUGCCGGAGGGAACAAAUGGUUGCAGCUCGUGGGUAUAGUGGCAUUUUACGGCUCCCAGCUGUGCCUUCCCUUCUUGAAGAUGGGUGAAGGGGAGUAGGUUCUGGGCUAGACUUGGGGCUAUGGAGCAAAAGCAGAGAGAGCUUGUCCUGCACAGACGUGGAAGCAGAGGUCACUGAAUUCUGUUCCACAGUAGAGGUCAGCAGUACUUUAUGAUAACAGUGCAUCCAAACGUGUUCUGUCUGCUGGGCUGGGCCUGACACCCAUGGCUGUGACUCAGAAACUGCGAACCAACCUGGGGGUGGGCCAGGGAUCCAGGUCAGGAGCAGAAGUAGGUUAAAGGUGAUGGAGAGAGACAUGUGAGAGAGUGAGUGAGAGAGAGAGGCCUGCAGGAUAAGGCCACAUCAGGAGUACAGUCCAAAUAUAGGCAGUGAUUGUGAAACCCAGGGACUGUGGGCUAAAAGUGCUAUAGAUUCUGAAGGUAGGAACAGGGAAAAUGUGGCCAUGGGCCUCUGGGGAAAGCCCUGUUCUGUGGGCUUUGGCCACUUAAAUCUAUAUGUCUUCUGCUCCUGUCUCAAGGCAGUGAUGCAGCCCUGACUAUCCUUCUGCCCAUCUAUCCAUUCAUCCAUCCAUCAAUCCAGCAUUUGAGUCUCUAUUCUAUGCAUGGUAUUGGGGAUAGUGUGGUAAACAGGGCACCAUCCCUACCCUCAAGGAGCUUACAGUCUUGCCUGGUAAAAUGUACAGAAGCAUGCAUUUUUGAAACAAGUAAAGGAAGAAGACUUAGGCGCUCUCCACUCCAAGGCCACCUGCACCUUGCCUAUGUAGCUUUCCCCAGCAACACGAAGCCAGCAUUGGUUUCUUAAGUUCCCUUCUUGUCUUUAUCAUGUAUGUACUUAGUAUCUGUAUCGUGCUUUGGGCUAUUUAUUUAUAUCAGCAUAGCACUUUAUUGCAUCUUUAUUGUAAAUAACCUUCCUGAACAUAGGGGCCUCCAUGUCUUUGCUGGGUCCUAGCUCCAUGGUAGGCACUGAUGGGGGCUCCAGGAUUAUUGAAGUAAAUGAGAGCCCCUUAAACCUACAAGGAACCUUAAUGGUCAUCAGUGGUCUGAAGGGUCUUCUUGACCUUUCCUGCCUCCCAGCUUCCUCCUGUCUCUGUCAGGUCAAGACUCCACCUGCCUGGUAGGUUCUGUACAAACCAUUGCCAGGCAAUGGAAGAAGAAAGGGGAGCUGCACCCCUCACUGGAGUUGGAAUUUCUGUGAUGCUUGUCAUAGCUCCAUAUGCCUCACAUUCACCUGGAAACAUGGGAGGCAUUAGUUAGGCCAGAUUAACAGAUGUGGGAUGCCAUAUAAUGACUUUGCCUUCAAGUGAAACUGCAGUCCAAUGGGAGCAGGCCCCAGACAUUGGCCUCCUCAAAACCCUGGGUUACUUUUAGUGUCUUCCAGUUCAGGAACCACAGUUUUCAAUUUUUUGAAAAUAAAAGUACUCCUAUCUCCUUUCAUUUUUUUUUUUUUCUGAGACAGAGUCUCGCUCUGUCAUUCAGGCUGGAGUGCAAUGGCGCAAUGUCGGCUCACUGCAACCUCCGCCUCCUGGGUUCAAGUGAUUCUCCUGCUUCAGCCUCCUGAGUAACUGGGAUUAUAGGCAUGCGUCACCACAUCCCGCUAAUUUUUGCUUUUUUUGUUUUUUUGGUAGAGACGGGGGUUUCACCAUGUUGGUCAGGCUGGUCUCGAACUCCUGACCUUGUGAUCCGCCCACCUCGGCCCCCCAGUGUUGGGAUUACAGGCAUGAGCCACUGGGCCCGGCUCCUCCUUUAUGUUUCUAAUAAAGUUUACCUGAACUUACAAGGUCUCCUAGAAGUGGGGAUGGGAUUGUCCAGGCAUUGUCAGCCAUCCCCUGGCCCCAUCGUGAGGCAGGAGACUGUUGGGCAAGCCGAGACGGCAGGGACCCCACCCUCUUGACUGCUAAAGGAAAUAAAGACAACAGCAUUAUUGAGUGCUUCUCCGUGGCAAGUGCUUUUCCUCAAUUACCUGAUGAGGUUGGAUUAACCUCCAUUUCAGAAAUGAGGGAAGUGAGGCUUGCAGAGGUGGCACGCCCGAGAUAAAGAGUGACUGAGUGGCAAAGCUGAGACUUGAACCCUAAACUGUUGGCUCCCAUGUUCCUGUGUGCCACGGUGCUGUGUGAGAAGUGGGAACGGUGAGUUCCCUGCUGGGCUCAGUAUGGAGGCAAACCGCUUUCUGCAACACAUUCCUAUGCUCUCGGACAGCUUAAUUGACUUCUGUGCCUCAAUUUUCUCAUCUGUGAAAGAGUAUAAUAAUAACAACAAUAAUAAUAAUAGACUAGAAAUUGGCCAGGCCCUUGGUGAGGACUCGGUGCGUGCUACCUCUGAUAGAUACUAAUAUGUAGGUAUAGUAGGAACAUCAAUCAUCAAUAUUGUUUUGACUCUUUUUACCUCUGAUAAAAAAUUUUGACCAUGGACUGCCCUUUUUGUGUUAAUAGAUUUGUUAGGUCAAUGAAAACACAGCUCUCACAAGAAGAACUUAUAACACCAAGCCUACAAACAAACGUCAUGGUGGCCCCUGAGGACACGUGACAGAGCUGGGAUUUGAACCCAGGCCUAUCUAGCCUCUGUGUCCCCACACUGUUUCUCUUGGGACCCAGGUGUCCGGCUGGCCCUCAGCUUCCUGCGUUCCUGGUGAUUCAGCCCUGGCGGUCACAGUGUCAGGUACACCCACUCGGAGUGGGUUUAUGAUACAGUUAUGAAGGAGCCCAGGCCGCAACACUGGAAAAGACGAAAUUGUAGUGUUGAUCAAGGCCAGGAGCCUCUUUGCUCAGUGACUGCCGUCAAUCCUCUUCCCUGAGAAGAUCGCCUGUAUUGUUCAAGAUGUUCGGAUAUAACCUCCCCCAGGAAGGCUUCCCUGAUGACACACACACCUCUGUCGAAGGCUCCCAGGUGGGCUGAACAGAGUCUUCCUUUGCUCCCAUGGCAGCUUACAGGAUCUUUGGCAGCCUUUUCCAUGAUGUUUUCUUCCCAGGGGUUUGUGGAGCUUGUCUUCACCACUUGCCGUGAGCUCUCGAGGACAGAGGAUUUGUCUGUGUUAGAAACAUCUGGUUCCUGCCAGGCACGGUGGCUCACGCCUGUAAUCCUAGCACUUUGGGAAGCUGAGGCAGGUGGAUCAUUUGAGGUCAGGAGUUCAAGACCAGCCUGGCCAACAUGGUGAGACCCUCUGUCUACUAAAAAUACAAAAAAAUGAGCCAGGCAUGGUGGCGCGUACCUGUAAUCCCAGCUACUCGGGAGGCUGAGGCAUGAGAAUUGCUUGAACCCAGGAGACAGAGGUUGCAGUGAGCCAAGAUCAUGCCACUCCAGCCUGGGUGACAGAGUGAGACCUUGUCUCAAAAAAAGAAUGUCUGGGUCCCAAAAUCCAGUUUUCUUCUACUGAGGACAUAGGAAUGGUCACCUUCCCUGCCCCUUUCUAGGGCCAUGUGGCUCAUUCUGGCCGAAGGGUGGUGAGCAGAAGUGAGUUGCAUAAUCCCAGUGAAAGCAUUUAUUUGCGGGUGCAAGAGCUCCUGGGGCUGGCGUGAAGUGCUGGGGGGCAGGACUGAGGAGUGGCACCGAAUGCUGUGUAGGAGAGUUCUCCAGAUUUGACAGUCAAGGAUCCUCAUGGCAACAUGGAGAUGCCAGGCGUGUCUGCAUGGCCAUUCUGUGGGUGAGGAGCCUGAGGCUUAGUGAGGUUAAUUGCUUGUCCAAGGGAUCUUGUGCAAAUUCCAUGGCUUGUUCUAUGGCAAUAUGCUACAUUCGCUGUUAUGAUUUCUUGUUGUUGCUGUAAAUUGUAGGCUAAGGGUGUGUGUGUGUGUGUGUGUGUGUGUGUGUGUGUGUGUGUAGGUGGGUGAGGAGUGGGAGUGAGGAACAGCUAGCCGAGUUGCAGUGCUUGGUCCUUUUGCAGAAUGGGUGUUAGCAAAGGCUGGCAUGCUUAGCCCAGGUGGUGGCUGUACUCGGCCACCAAGUUAACGAAGGGAAAAACGAGUUAGCUGUUAUCUCCUCGCAGAUGUCAGUUUUCCUUUAAUGUGGAGCUUUGGAGAGAAUACCAAGAUGGGGCUGUGCUUACUGACCUUUUCCUUGCCGCACAGAUGGGAAUAAGGGGGGGGUGGAAGAAAAGGAGGAAGAAGAGAGGUAUUCGAGGCAGAGGCUGCCUGGGCGAUGCCGCUUCGUUACCCACUCUCAGCCUAAGGAAGCGUUGCCCACCCUGAGAUUCAGGGUUGAAAUCUCUCUAGCGACAGUGCCCAGGAGUGCAGGCUUCACACUCCAAGGACCUUGCUGAGGGUGCAUGGAUGUACGGGCGAGGGUCGCGGCUGUGGUGGCAGUGCAGUAGGUCAUCAGAAAGGCCUCAGGCUGGCUGCGCCCACGGUGUUCCCCGUGCUGACUCCAGCUUGCAGGCAGAUGCAACAUUCUAGUUGUUGUGGGCAGCUGGAGUGGGGGACUGGCCCAGGAGGGUCAGGGUAGUGGCCAGGUAGUUUGCACGUGUUGGUCUUGCCCCCGCUUUGCCCUGGUGAGCGCUGAAGUCAUGUUUGUGUGGGCCAGGCAUUCUCCUGAUCACGGUUGCACGCCCAUCCUCAGAAGAGCCCCCUCUGAGGUGCUGAUCCCACCACCACCUUCACAGCUCAGGACGCUGAGUGUCAGAGAGGCUGGGUCGCUUUCCUCAGGCCAUGCUUGCUGCUGAGUACAGAAUCCAGUGUGGAGCCAGGACACUGUGACCCUGGAGUUCCCAACCACUAGGAUUGCCCCUCCAGGCCCUUAACUUCUCUGGCCACAACUUUAUUUCUUAUUCUGAAAACAAAGACAGUGGGAGAAAAAAAUAUUUAUUUGAACAUCUAUGGUAUGCCAGGUGCUAUGGGUUAGACUGUGUACAUUAUUUUAUUUAAGUCUUAUUUCAAGCCCUGGGGUUAAGUAUCAGCUUCUCGAUUUAAAAAAAUUCAAAAAAGGCCAGGCAUCAUGGCUCACGCCUGUAAUCCUAACACUUUGGGAAGCCGAAGCGGUAGGAUCACUUGAGUCCAGGAGUUCAAGAGCAGUCUGGGCAACAUAGUGAGACCCUGUCUGUACAAAAAAAAUUUUUUUUUUAAUUUAACAAAAAAUUUAAAAUUUUUUAAUUGUAAAAUACGCAUAAGAUUGACCAUCUUAACUAUUUUUGGGUGGACAGUUCAGUAGUGUUAAGUAUCUUCACAUUGUCGUGCAGCCAAUCUCCAGAACUGUUUGGAUCUUGCAGAACUGAAAUUGUGCAUCCUUUGAACAAGAACUCCCUAUUCUCCCCUCCUCCCAGCCCCUGGCAAGCAGCAUUCUCUAUGGGUUUGAGUCCUCCAGGUACUUUAUAUGAGUGGAAUGAUAUAGUAUUUGUUGUUUUGUGACUGGCGUAUUUCACUUAGCAUGAGGUCCUCAAAGUUUACAUCACAUGGUGUAGCGUGUCGAUGAUAUUUCCUUCUACUUUAUGUGUAUGCCACAUAGCACCUUGGUUUGCCCAUGUAUCUGUUGCUGAACAUGUCCUUGAUGAACCAUACAUGUCAUAAUGGGUUGCUUCCAGCUCUUGACCACAUUUUGUUGAUUUCGUUAAUCACUCAAGACCAAGAAAACAUACCUGGAUUUAAGCCCCGGUCUCUGUUUGAUACCUGACUUCUGACUGCUUUUUACUUCCAAGGAUCCUCCAGCUUUAGGAGUUGAGAAGAAUUUUAUACAAUGUGGCCUUUGUUAAGCCUGAAACUGCUUUGGGCCUGUUGAAAACUCUCUUUUAUUUUCUGAGUCCCUACUCAGACAACACUUCUUCCAGAAGCCUGGUGGGGACCCAGUUUAUACCGCCAGAGGCCACAAUGUAAGGUGAAGGCUUUUUGUUUGUAUCUGUUGGGUACCCGUUGUUUUCCUAGUGUCAUUUCUACCUUUUCCCAAAGCUCGUGCGUUUGUUUCCAUAUUUUAAAAAUGACUAUGAUGAGAUGUCGUUCUGAAAUUAGGAAGUACAGUAAUACAAUAUUAUUAUCAUGAUACAGGUUUGCAUUUAUAAGGUGAGCUCCCUUGGGGCUGGUCAUUUUAAUUUUUUUAAAUUAUACUUUAAGUUCUGGGAUACAUGUGCAGAACGUGCAGUUAUGUUACAUAGGUAUACAUGUGCCAUGGUGGUUUGCUGCACCCAUCAACCUGUCAUCUACAUUAGGUAUUUGUCCUAAUGUUAUCCCUCCCCUAGCCCCUGACCCCCUACAGGCCCCAGUGUGUGAUGUUCCCCUCCCUGUGUCCAUGUGUUCUCAUUGUUCAAUUCCCACCUAUGAGUGAGAAGAUGCGGUGUUUGGUUUUCUGAUCUUGUGUUAGUUUGCUGAGAAUGAUGGUUUCCAGCUUAACCCAUGUCCCUGCAAAAGACAUGAACUCAUCCUUUUUUAUGGCUGCAUGGUAUUCCGUGGUGUGUAUGUGCCACGUUUUCUUUAUCUAGCUUAUCAUUGGCAUUUGGAUUGGUUCCAAGUCUUUGCUAUUGUGAAUAGUGCUGCAAUAAACAUACGUGUGCAUGUGUCUUUAUAGUAGAAUAAUUUAUAAUCCUUUGGGUAUGUACCCAGUAAUGGUGAGAGACAGGACUAGCUGGAUUUCCUAGGCCAACUAAGAAUCCCUAAGCCUAGCUGGGAAGGUGACCGCAUCCACCUUUAAACAGGGUGCUUGCAUCUUAGCUCACACCCGACCAAUCAGGUAGUAAAGAGAGCUCACUAAAAUGCUAAUUAGGCAAAAACAGGAGGUAAAGAAAUAGCCAAUCAACUAUCGCCUGAGAGCACAGCAGGAGGAACAAUGAUCAGGAUAUAAACCCAGGCAUUCGAGCCAGCAACGGCAACCCUCUUUGGGUCCCCUCCCUUUGUAUGGGAGCUCUGUUUUCACUCUGUUAAAUCUUGCAACCGCACUCUCUUCUGGUCCGGGUUUGUUAUGGCUGGAGCUGAGCUUUCGCUCGCUGUCCACCAUUGCUGUUUGCCACAGUCACAGACCCGCCGCUGACUUCCAUCCCUCUGGAUCCAGCAGGAUGUCCACUGGGCUCCUGAUCCAGCAAGGUGCCCAUUGCCACUCCCGAUUGGGCUAAAGGCUUGCCGUUGUUCCUGCACAGCUACGUGCCUGGGUUCGUCCUAAUCGAGUUGAACACUAGUCGCUGGGUUCCACGGUUCUCUUCCGUGACUCAUGGCUUCUAAUAGAACUAUAACACUCACCACAUGGCCCAAGAUUCCAUUCCUUGGAAUCCGUGAGGCCAAGAACCCCAGGUCAGAGAACACGAGGCUUGCCACCAUCUUGGAAGUGACCGGCCGCCAUUUUGGAAGCGGCCCGCCACCAUCUUGGGAGUUGGAACUCCCGGUUCCAACUUGGGAGCAAGGAACCCCGAACCUACAUUAAGAAACGCAUUCAGAUGCAUCAGCCGUUUGUAAAGCACCUGUCAUGAGCCAGAGAGUAUUAUGAGGGAGGCCGAGGACUUCAUGCUCCGGACAGAGAAACGGCGCUGGGAUUAGGGAUUGCCACUUCUGAGAGGAUGCUGGGAAUCUGCAGGGGGAGACGGAAAUUCUUGGCUGCCUCAUUGAGUCUUCUCUGCAUCCCAGCCAUCACCUGGAUUUACCUGUUUUCUGGGAGCUUCGAAGAUGGAAAGCCCGUGUCUCUGUCACCGCUGGAGUCCCAGGCACACAGCCCCAGGUACACGGCCUCCAGCCAGCGGGAGCGCGAGAGCCUGGAGGUGCGCAUGCGCGAAGUGGAGGAGGAGAACCGCGCCCUCCGUAGGCAGCUCAGCCUGGCCCAGGGCCGAGCCCCAUCCCAUCGCCGAGGCAACCACUCCAAGACCUACUCCAUGGAGGAGGGCACUGGAGACAGCGAGAACCUUCGGGCUGGCAUCGUGGCAGGCAACAGCUCCGAGUGUGGGCAGCAGCCGGUCGUGGAGAAAUGCGAGACAAUCCACGUUGCUAUUGUCUGCGCCGGAUACAAUGCCAGCCGGGAUGUCGUCACCCUGGUCAAAUCCGUCCUGUUCCAUAGACGGAACCCUCUGCACUUCCACCUUAUUGCUGACUCCAUUGCGGAGCAGAUCCUGGCCACGCUCUUCCAGACCUGGAUGGUGCCCGCUGUGCGUGUGGACUUCUACAAUGCAGACGAGCUCAAGUCUGAAGUUUCCUGGAUCCCCAAUAAACAUUACUCUGGGAUUUAUGGUCUGAUGAAGCUUGUCCUGACCAAGACUCUUCCUGCCAACCUGGAGAGAGUCAUCGUCCUUGACACGGAUAUCACCUUUGCCACUGACAUUGCAGAGCUGUGGGCUGUGUUCCACAAGUUCAAAGGUCAGCAAGUCCUGGGCUUGGUGGAGAACCAGAGUGACUGGUACCUUGGAAACCUGUGGAAAAAUCACCGCCCAUGGCCAGCCCUUGGAAGAGGCUACAACACAGGGGUGAUCCUGUUACUUCUGGAUAAGCUGCGGAAGAUGAAAUGGGAGCAGAUGUGGAGGCUGACCGCAGAGAGGGAGCUCAUGGGCAUGCUCUCUACAUCCUUAGCUGACCAGGAUAUUUUCAAUGCCGUCAUCAAACAAAACCCCUUCCUUGUGUACCAGCUCCCCUGCUUCUGGAAUGUGCAGCUGUCAGACCACACCCGCUCCGAGCAGUGCUACAGAGACGUGUCUGAUCUAAAGGUCAUUCACUGGAACUCCCCCAAGAAGCUCCGGGUGAAGAACAAGCAUGUGGAGUUUUUUCGCAACCUCUACCUGACCUUCCUGGAGUAUGACGGCAAUCUUCUGAGGCGGGAACUGUUUGGCUGCCCCAGUGAGGCUGAUGUCAACAGUGAAAACCUCCAGAAGCAGCUGUCUGAGCUGGACGAGGACGACCUGUGCUAUGAGUUCCGGCGAGAGCGCUUCACUGUCCACCGCACCCACCUGUACUUCCUGCACUACGAGUAUGAGCCUGCAGCAGACAGCACAGACGUCACCCUGGUCGCUCAGCUGUCCAUGGACAGGCUCCAGAUGCUGGAGGCCAUCUGCAAGCACUGGGAGGGGCCCAUCAGCCUGGCCCUCUACCUGUCAGACGCCGAGGCCCAGCAGUUCCUCCGCUACGCACAGGGCUCUGAGGUGCUUAUGAGCCGCCACAACGUGGGCUACCACAUCGUGUACAAGGAGGGCCAGUUCUACCCCGUGAACCUGCUGCGCAACGUGGCCAUGAAGCACAUCAGCACUCCCUACAUGUUCCUGUCUGACAUUGACUUCCUGCCCAUGUAUGGGCUCUAUGAGUACCUCAGGAAGUCUGUCAUCCAGCUCGAUCUUGCCAACACCAAGAAAGCAAUGAUUGUCCCCGCGUUCGAGACACUGCGCUACCGGCUGUCCUUCCCCAAGUCGAAAGCGGAGUUGCUGUCAAUGCUGGACAUGGGGACCCUCUUCACAUUCAGGUACCACGUCUGGACGAAAGGCCACGCACCCACAAACUUUGCCAAGUGGCGGACCGCCACCACGCCUUACCGGGUCGAGUGGGAGGCCGAUUUUGAGCCGUAUGUUGUUGUGAGACGUGACUGCCCGGAGUACGACCGGAGGUUUGUAGGCUUUGGCUGGAACAAAGUGGCUCAUAUCAUGGAGCUGGAUGUGCAGGAGUAUGAGUUCAUUGUGCUGCCCAACGCCUACAUGAUCCACAUGCCUCAUGCCCCCAGCUUCGACAUUACCAAGUUCCGUUCCAACAAGCAAUACCGCAUCUGUCUCAAAACCCUCAAGGAAGAGUUUCAGCAGGACAUGUCCCGCCGCUACGGCUUUGCUGCCCUGAAAUAUCUCACAGCCGAGAACAACAGCUAGCACCAAGAAGCCCACCACUAGGGGGAGACAUGCUGUAGGGGAAGUGCCACUCGCUGUUUGGGGCCCGGCCUUCAAAUUCAAAAUUGAGCCAUGCUUUUUUGGUUUGUUUUUAUUUAUCUCUUUGGCCCAGCCAAGCUGCCCUCACUACAGAGACCUUGGGCAAGGAUCCAGCCAGUCCCUCUCUGCCCCACAACCCUGCAUUCCCAGAGGUUAGCUAUGCGGCCCACCUAGAUGAGUGUCUUCAAGAAUGGGAAAUCAAGGGGUGACAGGGAGUAAAAGGGUUAUCAUCUUACUGCAAAGCCACAAGAUCAAGGCAGGGCUUUAGGAUGUUCUGGUUGCUUUUUAAUAAUUAUGCUUCCCAUCAUAACUGGGGAGAAAGGGAAGUCAGGGUGCUAGGGGUUAUUCGUCCCAGGAAAUAGAAGUGAAAUUGUCUUUAUUAAGUGAAAACUUUCCCCUUUGCCCUGCAAUGUAGCUGGGCAUUCAAACGGAGGGCAAACCGAUGAUCUAAACCAAUCACUUGGAAAAACCCAAUGGGGACAUUGUAACCAGAGGGUCCUGGAGGUGGGGUUGAUGGGUUUCCUUAUCCCCAGAGUCACUCCUGUUUUGUUUUUAUUUGUUUUUCUUUGGGGGUUUUGUUUGUUUAUUUUUGGGGCUGGCAAUCCAAAAUAGAAAAUCUGAUCCUUUGAGGCUCUAAAGGAAAAUCAGCUGCCUCUACCAACCACCCUCUAUCAGCAGUGGCCCAGGAAGGAGGCCAAGCAUCUUCGGCCAAUAUUUAAACAUGGGCAGCUUCCUUCAGGACGAUCACCGAGGCUCCCGUGACUUUGAACUCCCUACUCUCCAGAAUCCAGGGGCUACGAUGGGGACUGCGGAAUUACGAGGGCUGUUUUACACCGGUCACAUUUUCUAUUGGCAGUGACUGAUUCAUGGGAAAGGGCUUUGAAGGAACUAUUUCAGUGCACACACAAGGUACGAACCUCUCAGGCCUUUAGAAGAACUUUCAUAAUUCAUGAAAGCCCAGUUCUGAAGAUUCACGUAUCCAUCUGGAGACCUACAGGAAGAAAGUGAUUGGGUUCCUCUGGUUCUUGCCUGCUUCACUGUGGAUGGGAAGAGGUGACAACCUCAGUCUCCCUUUGGGACCUGUCCAAGGGUAGGCAACCACCUUCACCUUCACAGAGAUUGAGGAGACACUGGACUUUUUACCCAUUUUCUUUAAUCUUCAAUAUUAAUAUUGUGUUUACAUUGAUGAGAACAAGAGUUAAUGCCCUACCCUCUGCUGGGCUGUUUGUAUUGAGUUGCAAUGUGACCAGCGAAAGCUGCAUUUAAUAAAUGAAAGUACAGAC
This is a messenger RNA of Pan troglodytes (chimpanzee), 19757 nucleotides long. RefSeq names its product LARGE xylosyl- and glucuronyltransferase 1 (gene LARGE1). Gene Ontology annotation, molecular function: glucuronosyltransferase activity; xylosyltransferase activity. Gene Ontology annotation, cellular component: Golgi apparatus. The transcript is spliced from 16 exons. Gene Ontology annotation, biological process: protein O-linked glycosylation via mannose. NCBI's taxonomy places the organism in Eukaryota, Metazoa, Chordata, Mammalia, Primates, Hominidae. The coding region runs from base 16147 to 18417 and encodes 756 amino acids. The record is from RefSeq and is a predicted model, not a curated record.